Messenger RNA from Zootoca vivipara (common lizard), 1716 nucleotides. RefSeq names its product vesicle associated membrane protein 8 (gene VAMP8). Lineage: Eukaryota; Metazoa; Chordata; Lepidosauria; Squamata; Lacertidae. Gene Ontology annotation, biological process: vesicle-mediated transport. Gene Ontology annotation, cellular component: membrane. The record is from RefSeq and is a predicted model, not a curated record.
CAGCAGGAGACGGAGGAAAGGACCCGCCCAGGGCCACCUGAGACCAGAAGGUAGGCGGACAGGAAGGGGCGGCAGCCGGCGGGGAGCGAGAGAGAAGCAGGAAGUUUUGGGGAGCUCGCCGAGGACCGGGAAGCGCCUGCUUGGGAACCCACUCGACGGGCUCAUGGAGGGUGGAAGUGCCCCCGGGAUGGCAAAUGACAAGGUGAAGAACCUCCAGAAUGAGGUGGAGGGUGUCAAGAACAUCAUGACGCAGAACGUGGAGCGUAUGCUGGCAAGGGGAGAGAACCUGGACCACCUGCGCAACAAGACGGAGGACCUGGAAGCGACGUCGGAACACUUCAAGACAACCUCACAGAAGGUGGCACGCAAGUACUGGUGGAAGAAUGCCAAGAUGAUCAUCAUCAUCUGCGUUAUUGUGGCCAUCAUCCUGCUCUUGAUCAUCCUCUUUGCUACGGGUGUCAUCCCAACCUAACUUUCUUCCUCCUGGCAUUGGAUCUUCUCGGCUCACUCCAACCCUGGCUCCUGUCUGCCACUGCUUCUCUUAGUCAUCAAAAUUACCAAUGGAACCACAAGGCCCUUGGCUGAGCACAGCCAUCAGGGGUCCUUGACUGCUCCUUCAGAACACACACACACUCUCUCCCCUCCCUAGACUGCCAUUUCCUUCCUCAGCAGCUCCUUCUCUCUUUAUCUCUUUAGCCUCAGGGCCAUAAGAAUCUCUGACACCAGACCUUAAGAGCUUCCUUUCCACACUUCCUAAGUUUCCAAAUUCACCUGGGACUUGCUGACCCCCCACUCCAGCCUGCAGAUACUGGUGCCAACAACUGUUUGCGAUGCAAUUCCUGUUAUCUGUGCCUGGCAGCUGCUAAGAUUCCCUUCAUCUCUCCCGCUCCCUGGAGGGUUCUGAUUCCCAAAGUGCCUUUAGCUACUCCUUCCCAAGCAGAGCUUUGAUCACCACCUCUUUUAGGGACCUGGUUGGGUCACUUCCAUCUUAAUUAGGCAACAGUGUUGACAAACAUUGCUUGGGGGAAGGGAUCAGCGUUCCCUGUUGGCCAGAAUGGGUUUUGGGAGCCCCAGAAGCCCUAUCCUAUGGGGGUGCUCCUUGUAGAGAGGUUUUCUUGGUAAUUAAUGUUUGGGGUGGGGAAAUGUCUGCAUUCCCCUUUAAAAGCGGGGAUGGGCAUUGUGAAGAGGGUGUCUAGGCAUCCAAGUCUCCUGUGAACACUUUGGAGAGGAGACGUUUGUCCAUAAGUGGCUUUUUUUAAAAAAACCAAAACUAUGAGGCAGGUUUGUUUGUUUUUUAAAGGUGCUCUACGUUUCUGCUUCAUUCACUGUUGUGUAUUUUGACAGCCUUUGCCAAUCAAGUACCCUCCAGGUGUUUUGGAUUACAACUCCCAUCACUGCUGGGCCUGAGUUUGUAGUCGAAAAUAUCUGAAGAAUGCCCAGUUGGCCAAGGCUGCCUUAGACCUUGAUUCUGAGGCAGGCUUUUCUCCUGGGGUGUGCCUGGCAGUGCACUGGAGCUUCUCUUCCCCUGUUCCUCUGCCUGCCCUGGCCCUCUGCUCCAGGCCUUCUGCCUUUCCUGAUCAAGUUCCUUGGAUCUUUGCAGGGUCUCCACUGUAGCUGAUGGUUUUGUUUUUGUUGUUUCUCCCUGCAUACACAGAUUUGCUCACUGUAAUUAAUGUAUUUAUAAGUAAUUGGCUAAUACAGAAAUUCGUUUAGAAG